AUGAACGCCAGCACCUCUGGGAUUCACAGCAGCUCAGCCCACCGCUUCCAGAUGAGCCCCCCCGCCACGGGCUUGCUGGACGCCUCGCGGGUGGGGGAGCAGGUCGCAGCAGCUCUCCCGCUAGGCCAAGCAACCACCGGGGCUCCUUCCCCGGGGGCCCUGCGCUCCCGAGAUAAGGAUUCGGGGGGGACGGCGGGGAGAAAGCGGUCCCGAGGCCCGGCCUGGGCUCAGGGAGCACCACGCCCCGCACCCGACUGCCGCGGGACCGCCCGCCGAGAGUCACGCUCGGGAGGGGAGGCCCCAUCCUGCCGCUACCCGGCGCUCUGCUCGCGCGGGCCUCGAGGCGCGUGGCGGCGGCGAGGCGUCGGGACCGGACGGGCUGCGCGAUCGCGGGGCACCCAGCAGGGCUCCUGUGCCUUCAGGAUGAAGGCCGCGCUGGCCCUGCUGCUAGUGGCACUGCUGGCCACGGAGCCAGCCCGCGCCCUGAUGUGCUUCUCCUGCAGCAACCAGAAGAGCAACUGGUUCUGCCUGAAGCCCACCAUCUGCUCCAGCGAAGACAAUUAUUGCGUGACCUCGACGGCAUCGUUGGGCAUUGGCGAGAACAAGGCCUACGAGUUGAAUAAAGGAUGCUCACCCAUGUGUGCUGGGGUUGGUGUGGACCUCGGCUUGAUGUCCGUGGGCACCAGAUGCUGCGAGAGCUUCCUGUGCAACUUCAGUGCUGCGGACGGCGGGCUCCGGGUCAGCACCCCAGUGCUGUGCCUUGGGGUCCUGUUCAGCCUCUUGCAGGCCCUGCUCCGGCUGUACCCCUGAUCUGUGCUCCUGCCUGCAGUCACUGCCCUCUUCUGGCUCCCUGCUACAGUGCCCGCCCACAGGAGCAGAGACCCCGUCCCCCCGGCUGUCCCCAGAGGGAGGAAAAUGGGGACUGAGUGGCCGAGGGGCCAGGGACCAGGAGACCAACCAGCAUGACCACCCCAGAGAUUCCUACAUUCAGCCCUAAUGACAUUCCGCUCGCACUGCCCCAGCCCAUGGUCCAUUCAGCUUGUCUAGUCUUGGGGGAGGUGGGGUCCCAGCUUCCAGCCUCAGGAACUGGCUUCCACACCCCAAAUCCGUACCGCACCAAGUUCAUCCAUUCCCCCUCCCACACUGGAGCCCUCCACUGCUUUGGUGCCUCAAUAAAGACAUUCUCGCCCUCUC
Suncus etruscus (white-toothed pygmy shrew) is the source of this 1194-nucleotide messenger RNA. It is a transcript of the gene LY6E, whose product is annotated as lymphocyte antigen 6 family member E. The transcript is spliced from 6 exons. The record is from RefSeq and is a predicted model, not a curated record. Gene Ontology annotation, molecular function: acetylcholine receptor inhibitor activity. Bases 1 to 810 code for a protein of 269 amino acids. Lineage: Eukaryota; Metazoa; Chordata; Mammalia; Eulipotyphla; Soricidae.